Cucurbita pepo subsp. pepo (vegetable marrow) is the source of this 1615-nucleotide messenger RNA. RefSeq names its product Acyl transferase/acyl hydrolase/lysophospholipase superfamily protein. Gene Ontology annotation, cellular component: cytoplasm; lipid droplet; membrane. Gene Ontology annotation, biological process: triglyceride catabolic process; lipid homeostasis. NCBI's taxonomy places the organism in Eukaryota, Viridiplantae, Streptophyta, Magnoliopsida, Cucurbitales, Cucurbitaceae. Gene Ontology annotation, molecular function: triacylglycerol lipase activity. The record is from RefSeq and is a predicted model, not a curated record.
GACACAAAAACCUCCGCCUGCAAUUGAAAUCAGAGCUCACACUUUCUUCCUCUCCUUCUUCUUCUUCUUCUUCCAUGGCUCCUCCUCUCUCUUCUAUUUCCCGCCCCUUUUCUUCCCCAAUUACGAACCCUAAUAUCAAUUUCACACACAGAUACACUCUUCCAUUACGCACACAAACUCUACGUUUCACUUCAAAUUCUUCGUCUUCAUCGUCGCCUCCACAGCCGCCACCGCCGGAUCCCAUUCCCGAGAAGAAGUCCUUCGCUGUAGCCACCGGGGACCUCUUAUUGGGGCUGGCGGCGAGGUUGAUUAGUCGUUCCUCCAAAAAAAGUUCGAAUGGGGUUGCUAUGUUUGAGAAUCGCAGUGGAACCAAGAGCGAGUACGAGGAGAGAAUUGGAGCGGUGGUUGAGGAUGAGAUUCAGCCUGAUGUAGUGUGGGAGCAGCGGAUUAAGGAUGUUAAGGCUGAGCGAGAGCGGCGAGUCGUUACCAGUCCAGGGUUUAGCUUCUCUGCCGCUGGUUUGUUGUUUCCAUAUCAUCUUGGAGUUGCGAAAUUUCUCAUUGAACAUAGCUAUAUCAAGGAAACGACUCCAUUAGCUGGAGCUUCAGCUGGUGCCAUUGUCUGUGCCGUUAUUGCCUCUGGAGCCAGUAUGAAGGAGGCUUUAGAAGCUACUAAACUUCUGGCCGAAGACUGCAGGAGUAGAGGGACUGCAUUUCGCCUUGGGGCUGUACUCAGGGAAGUUCUUGAAAAGUUUCUUCCAGAUGAUGUACAUAUUAGGUGCAAUGGAAGGGUCCGUGUUGCUGUUACUCAAGUUUUUUGGAGGCCGAGAGGCUUGUUGGUGGAUCAGUUUGAUUCAAAAGAUGAUCUCAUCAAUGCAGUUUUCACUUCUUCCUUUAUUCCAGGAUACCUAGCACCAAGACCCGUCACCGUCUUUCGGAAUAGACUAUGCAUUGAUGGUGGUCUAACAUUGUUCAUGCCACCUACUUCUGCCUCACAAACGGUGCGUGUAUGUGCUUUCCCCGCUACCCGAUUGGGCUUUGAAGGGAUUGGGAUCAGUCCAGACUGCAACCCUGAAAACAGAGCUGGGCCAAGAGAGCUUUUCAACUGGGCUCUUGAACCAGCAGAAGAUUACAUUCUAGACCAUCUCUUUGACCUCGGAUAUCAAGAUGCAGCUGUUUGGGCCAAGGAUAAUCCUGUUGAAAAGCUGGUGGAAGACGAAAGGCUCGGUUGAGGACACGGUUGUAACUAGCUGAAGCAUAAAAUUAUGAUGGCGAAUCAAUCUAAAUGGAAGAUGUUGCAGGCUUGGUGGUAAGUGCAUGCCUUAAACCCAAAACUUUUUGGAUUGCUGCUGAUCUUACUGCCUCAAAAUGGUUAGAUACACAUAUAUGAAUCCCUUUAACAGAAUAGAACAAAAGCCUUCAUUCAUGAAUGUGAAGAUAAAAAUAAUUAUACAGGUAGAUAUCAAAAGUCCUGAGUUUAUGAUGGCCAAGUACAACAUUCUCAGGAUUUACAUGUGCAUUUUGCUGCUAUUUUAUUACAUUCUCAGUACAAGAACAACAUUCUUGUAUUUUGUUUUCUUCAUACAGUACAUAUAUAUAUAUAUAUAUCAUUUAUUUU